AUGGCCAAGGUGGGACUGGCAUUUCUCUCUGCCAUCCUUGGAGUGGUCUUCGAUAAAGUGGUAUCUCCCAAAGUUGUUGACUUUAUGCAGGGAAGAAAGUUAACCGAAGGACUCCUGAGGAAAUUGAAGACAACAGUGUUGUCCGUGAAUGCAGUGCUCGAAGAUGCAGAGGAAAAGGAACAUACGAAGCCUUUUGUGAGAGAUUGGAUUGAUGAGCUGAAAGAUACUCUCUACGACGCAGAGGACAUUUUGGAUGAGAUUGCUACCAAAGCCUUGCGAUGCAAGUUGGAUGCUGAAUUCCAAACCACUACAGGAAAGGUUAGAAACUCCAUCUCUGCUUUCCUUAAUCCUUUUAUCCAUCACCUAGAGCCAAAGAUUCAAGAGCUUCAAGUUACACUUAAGAAGAAUUUGAAUGGGAAGAAAUUUCUCCUUGUUUUAGAUGAUGUUUGGAGUGAGAAACCCAUUCAUCAGGAGCUCCUAGGCCAGCUACUACACUAUGGGGCUCAAGGAAGUAAGAUCCUUAUCACCACAAGGAAUGAAAAAGUUGCAUUGGCCAUGCACGCAAUUGCAACUCAUCAUCAUCAUUUAAAGCUAUUACCACAGGAUGUUUGUUGGUCCCUUUUUGAAAAACAUGCAUUUCUUAAUGGUAGUAGCUCCAACACAGAUCCAAAGAUAAGAGAAAUAGGUCCACAAAUUGUGGAAAAGUGCAAAGGUCUGCCUUUAGCAAUCAAAGCCAUUGGCGAUUUGUUGUGGUCAGAGUCAGAUGUCAAGAAAUGGAUGAAUAUAUUGAAGAGCGAUCUAUGGGAUCUUCCACCAGAGAAGACAACCAUUCUUCCAGCUUUGAGGUUAAGUUAUAAGUAUCUCCCCUCAGAUUUAAAACACUGCUUUGCUUAUUGUUCGAUAUUCCCAAAAGAUUAUAUUUUUGAGAAAGAUCAAUUAGUUUUAUUAUGGAUGGUGGAAGGUUUCUUGCAACAAUUUGUAAUAGAAACUAUGGAAGAAGUUGGCAAUCGUUACUUCGAUGCUCUAGUAUCAAGAUCAUUAUUUCAACAAUCACUUAAAACAAACUCAGGUUUUGUAAUGCAUGAUCUUGUCAACGACUUGGCAAAAUUCAUGACUGGACAAUUUGGCUUUACGCGGUUGAAGGGUGAUAGUUCAAAAGAAAUUGGGAAGAUGACUCGCUAUUUAUUGUAUUUUGGUCGAAAUUCGGGUAACUUUAAGAAGAAUGAAGAGGAUCUUUACAAGGCCAAGCAGUUGCGAACUUUUCUAGCAUUAGAUUCUAUUAACAGAUUGCCCAAUUCCAUAUGUAUGCUGUGCAAUUUGCAAACGUUGAAGUUAUCGAAAUGUUAUAAUUUGGAUAGAUUGCCAAGAGAUAUGUGGAAACUCAUUAAUUUACGUCAUCUUGAAAUUGAUGGAACUCGUAAACUAAAGGAGAUGCCGAUACAAAUGGGCAAACUUAAAUGUCUCCAGACGUUGUCCAAUUUCAUCCUUAGCAAACACAGUGGGUCUUGCAUUGGAGAAUUGGGAAAACUGAUAAAUCUUCAGGGAAAGCUUUUAAUUCAAAAGCUCGAAUAUGUUAGAUCAGCCUAUGAUGCUUUGGAUGCAAGCUUGAAGGAUAAGGGUUACCUCGAGGAGUUGGUAUUAUAA
Messenger RNA from Carya illinoinensis, 1644 nucleotides. Its product is annotated as putative disease resistance RPP13-like protein 1. The record is from RefSeq and is a predicted model, not a curated record. Gene Ontology annotation, biological process: defense response to other organism. The coding region runs from base 1 to 1644 and encodes 547 amino acids. Gene Ontology annotation, molecular function: ADP binding. The transcript is spliced from 3 exons. Lineage: Eukaryota; Viridiplantae; Streptophyta; Magnoliopsida; Fagales; Juglandaceae.